This is a messenger RNA of Zootoca vivipara (common lizard), 4583 nucleotides long. RefSeq names its product GULP PTB domain containing engulfment adaptor 1 (gene GULP1). The record is from RefSeq and is a predicted model, not a curated record. NCBI's taxonomy places the organism in Eukaryota, Metazoa, Chordata, Lepidosauria, Squamata, Lacertidae.
CCGCCUCAGGCCGAGGGGAGCCCGGAGGCGAGCGUGCGCCACGACGGCCGAAGCGCUGCGGGGUGGGAGGGGGGCAGCGAGCGAGCGAGGCGGGGAAGCGCGCCGGCCCCCGGCCCGCGUGACGUCACGAAACUUUCCCCUCCGCCGCGGAGGCUCCGCGCUGAAGCCAAGGAGGUUGGACGCCUGCCGCUGAGGCGCUUUCCCCUGCCGCGCCGCGCCGCGCGUGCGCCUCCUCCACUUCGCCGGCUGCGCUCCCUUCUCUCGGUCUCCAUCUCGCUCUCUCUUUCGGGCGAAGUUUCGUGGCGUCGAGCCUCCGCUGCGCUCCCUCCAGAGAGAGAAAGAGCGGGCAGCAGCGGCAGCCCCAGCGAGCGGGCGAGGGGGCGCGCCUCGGCUGCUGAGGGGAGAGGAGAACUCGCCGGAACUCUGCGGAGUUGUGUGGAUGGAGAGGCGAACUUGAGAGGACUGGGAUUCCUUUAUUCGCCGGACGCGGCAGCAAGAGGAGGACGGCGACGAGGCGCUUCAGAGGGGCACACCCAACAUAGAAGACAUUAUAAUACAGCACCAUGAGGACAAACAUGUUGACAAACAAGUGAUUUGUUUCCCAUGAAAGCAAGCCGCUGUUCUGACCCUUGGUGAAAAUUUGGACCCAUCACGAUUAAAUUACACACACUGGGUGAUUUCUCAUCAUGAAUCGUGCUUUUAGUAGGAAGAAAGACAAAACGUGGAUGCAUACUCCCGAGGCUUUAUCAAAGCACUAUAUUCCCUACAAUGUAAAGUUUCUUGGCAGUACAGAAGUGGAGCAACCUAAAGGCACAGAAGUCGUGAGAGAUGCUGUUAGAAAACUUAAGUUCGCAAGACAUAUAAAGAAAUCUGAAGGUCAAAAAACACCAAAGGUUGAGUUGCAAAUUUCAAUAUAUGGAGUGAAAAUUCUAGAUUCAAAAACAAAGGAAGUCCAGCACAACUGCCAGCUCCACAGGAUAUCAUUUUGUGCUGACGACAAAACUGACAAAAGAAUAUUCACUUUUAUAUGCAAAGAUUCAGAGUCAAACAAACACUUGUGCUAUGUCUUUGACAGUGAAAAGUGUGCAGAAGAGAUAACUUUAACUAUUGGUCAAGCAUUUGACCUGGCUUACAGGAAAUUUCUGGAAUCUGGAGGAAAGGAUGUCGAAACAAGAAAACAGAUUGCUGGGUUACAGAAAAGAAUCCAUGAACUAGAAACAGAAAACAUUGAGCUAAAAAACAAGGUACAAGAUUUGGAGAACCAGUUAAGAAUAACGCAAGUGCAAACAUCGCCACUGCUGCUGCACAUACAGUCUGAUUAUGAACAUGACAUGUUUCAAAGACCCACCACCUUUUUCUGGUGUAGCAAUGAGGAUUCUGCUCCUUGUUUAGAUAUCUCUUCCAUUACACUAACUCCUAUGAACUCUCCUGACUCCAGACACUCAUCUGGACUAUUAACACCACCACCUACCAAAAGUGGUCUUCCAAAGCCAGUCCAUGAGCACAGCAUCCCAAGACCUCGUGCAGGCAGUGUGACACCUAAAUCACCCUCCACUGACAUCUUUGAUAUGGUUCCCUUUUCUCCCAUAUCCCCUCAGUCAUCAACACCUACUCGCAAUGGCACACAGCCUCCUCCAGUGCCCAGUAGAUCUGCAGAGAUCAAGAGAGACCUUUUUGGAGCAGAACCUUUUGACCCUUUUAGCUGCGGAGCAGGAGAUUUCCCUCCAGACAUUCAAUCCAAACUAGACGAGAUGCAGCGUCAGCGAUGGAGGGGUUCAAAAUGGGACUGACUCUGGAAGCCACAGUAUUUUGCCUUGACCCUCUAGACAGCAAGUGCUGAUGCCAAGAAAAGAAACGUGAAAAGAUAUCGCCAUCUCUCUCUCUUUUUUUAGGAGGGGGAAAAAUGUUUUAAAACGUAUUACAAAUACUGUCAAUGUGCCAAAAAUGUUUUUUUUUUCAACUUGUUCACUUUUGUGAGGUUUGCUUCUGUGAAACUCCAGAUAGGUUCCAGUGUUAUCCCUGUACAAAUGUAAAAAGUCACACGUGUAUAUGAAACCAAAAUGAAAUCACACUGCUGUCUUUCUUCGUCACCUUCCGCCACCCAAUGGCACUUCACCAUGUGCUGUGAAGUUCUUCGAACCAUUCAUGCAGACCCGUUCCUGUUGACAGGCACUAUCUUUUGGGACUCUCGGAAAUGGCAACGCUUAUAGAAGCCCCUCGGUUGGUUUCUUAAUUCCCAAUCUGUAGGGCCAUGUUCAUACAGUUUUGUUGAAAAUCGCCCAGAUACUGCAUACCACAGUUCACACAGUCCACAAAUCCUUGUUUCUGGCCAUGAUUCAAGCUGCAGUGCACUCUGUGGUUCUUCACGUAGACUUUCCCACAUGCACAUUAAUGGCUUUACUUUAAUGUAAAGGGAGUGAUGGAGGCAGUCCCAGUGCACAGUCCCAGCAUCACCGAUUUGGCGUGCUUCAGAUGUUGUCCCAUCAGCCCCAACUAACAUGACUUUCAUCAGCCCCAACUAACUAGCACGUUGGGACCAUCAGAGCUGAAAACCAGCAACACCUGGAGAACCACAGAUUCCUGUCUUAGAUUUAAGAAUUUUGAUUAGGUGCAUUAGCUUAUUUUUACAUUCCCAGUGGUGUUUGUCGUUUGGAAUCUGCUUCACAAAAAGCUAUGCUUUUCAGUGGUGAGUGAUCGUCUGUUUUCACAUCUACAUGUGCACACAAGCAUUAUUUUGCACUCAGAAGCAUAUUUAGCGGGGGGGGGGGAGGUCCAAUACCCUACUCCUCGACACAGAUAUUUUGGAAAUCUUGUUGAUUUCCAAGUGGAGGCAGACUAAAAGUCCACAUGCUUAAGUCACUGCUUGUAGCGCAUGUUAAGUUGCUACGUGUCACAGAAAAAUCCAGCUCAGAUUGCCUUAUGCACACACUCUUUAGCUAAAAGAAGAAACCCUUGACGUUUUGAGGUCAGGCCAUCUGCGGAUUCCAGAGGGUUCGAGAGUACAUCCUUCAGGAUCUUGGAAGCCUGGAGAAUCAUUUGGAAGCACACAAAGGAGUUCUGCUGCUGGGUCAUGUGGGAACCCUAUGAAAGCUGCUUGGAUCAUACAUUUGGCAAAUAACCUUACUGUGCAAUGUACAUGUCAUUUAUGGGUGCAUCAUUUGAUAACAAAUAACCCAGAGAAGAAUGGUGGGGACGGGUUGUCCUGUUGUCAUUUGUAAUUCUGUGCAGAAGCCCAUUGCUGAGCAUCAGUGUAUUUUUCUUCCACUAGCCUUCAAACUAGCAAUAAAUGAACAUUUUGUUUGUGCAUUUCUUGCAUUCACCAGUGGAAUUGUUCCUUCCUGUUUCCAUUUGUGCCAUCAUUUUUUCUCAUUUUUUUAAAAAGUGUGUGCGUAUGUAUACACAUUUAUAUAUAUAUACAUAUAUAUGUAUAUACAAUAAUGGGGGGGGGGGUUCCCCUCUCCUUUAAGGAUCCUUUCACUGAAAAGACUUUUGGGGGGUGGGGAGGAUGGAUGCAAAGGACAAAUAAGAGAAGACACUUAAGAGAUUAUUUUACUGCUUAUAUAUUUUAGACGGGGAGAAAAGAACUAGUUUUCUGGUACUUGGGUUGGGAAAAAUAAUAGCUUUUGACCUUAUAUCGUGAGGUUUACACGGAAAAUAGAAUGCAUUUAUGCAAUAUUAUUACCUUUUUUAAAAAAGCUUUGUUCCAGCCUCGGAAGACGCUUAAGCAGAUGCCUGGACAGUCUGGGAUACUUCACUUGCUUAAAGUUAGGCAUCUGCUUAGGCACGCGGCUCUAGUCGAGCCUUUCCUAUUUUUGCAUUGUGUUAAGUCUUCCUUUUUGUUGAUCGGUCUGAAUGUAUACCUAUAUCUAUGGACAGGAUCCAAAGAGAACUGCCUGCGUACGUAAAGUGCUUCUGCACAUGUACGGGGAAGAAUGCGGGCGAUCCCAUCACGCCGAACACCAUUCCAGAGGGUCGCCUGACUUUCAGAAGCUGCUUGGUGAGGACGCAGGGACGGUGGCUGUAGUAGGAAAGUGUGGGACAAACACUUGCAGUGCGCAUGCAAAAUACCACAAACAGUCCUUUGGAUCAUGGCCUAUGUGUCUGUUGAUAUAGUUAUAUACAUAUGGAAUCACUAAUGCGUAGAGUAGACUAUGUUUCCUAGAAAGAAAUCUAUAAUUUUGUUUGUCCUAUAGUAUUUUGCAAUUUGUACAACGAGGUUGUUUAGUAGCCAUAUCAAUGGCUUUUUAAAAGAAAUAGAAUUUGUAUUUUUAUCGUACUUUUAAAAAAGAAAGCUUUACGUAAUAAGCAUAUAUUUAGGGGCCGUUUACUAUGGAUGGUAACGAAACACUCAGAAAAUAUUUGCACAUUUUAAGAAACCUUUGUUUUACUGAUUUUUACGUGGGUUGAUUCUACGAAAUGCUAAAUAUGAUCUAACCGAUCACGUCAGUACAAGGACACCUAAAUUAAUUCAGUGAGAAAGUACAUUUUUAACGAGAGGGUUCUAGUGUUCUGGUUGAAAUUUGUAUUUCUAUGUAAUCUCAACUGUCUGUUUAAUUUUGCUCCAAAUAAAUGUUUUAAAUAAU